Messenger RNA from Episyrphus balteatus (marmalade hoverfly), 4491 nucleotides. It is a transcript of the gene Ndae1, whose product is annotated as sodium bicarbonate cotransporter 3. Gene Ontology annotation, biological process: regulation of intracellular pH; transmembrane transport; monoatomic anion transport. Bases 654 to 4256 code for a protein of 1200 amino acids. The record is from RefSeq and is a predicted model, not a curated record. NCBI's taxonomy places the organism in Eukaryota, Metazoa, Arthropoda, Insecta, Diptera, Syrphidae. Gene Ontology annotation, cellular component: plasma membrane. Gene Ontology annotation, molecular function: monoatomic anion transmembrane transporter activity; sodium:bicarbonate symporter activity; solute:inorganic anion antiporter activity. The transcript has 13 exons.
UAGUUUUAAUUAAGUGUUAAAUAAAUGAGUAAAUUUUUAACUCUUCUUCCAUUUAUUUGUUAUUCAAUCAAAUUAGUCAAUUCCAAGAAGAAAAAAGUGGUAUCUAAUUAAGUUAUUUUUAAAGAAAAAAUCACUGAUUUUUUCCUAACGAAGAAAAAGGGUGUUAAGUUAAAGAAAAAAAAUUGCAUAGAUGUGGGAAGAAAUUAUGUAAAGGAAUGUUUUUUUUUUGCAUUAAUCGAUAUUUAGUUUGUUUGAGUUUCCAGGCAUUAAUGCCACAUCUAUUUCAGUGAAAUAAAAUCAAUACAUAAUCUAGUAAUGUGUCUAAUAAUAUAGUGAAAAUUUAUAUUAUUAUAAUAUUUUCCAUCAAAUUUGAAAUGUGUACGGAGAUUUUUCCGCGCAUCUGAAAAAUAAAAGUAUCUACAUCCAUGACAGCUGUAUCUAUUAUAGCUUUUGAGAUUCAGGAUUUGUCUCUUGCUUUCACUGCCAGCAACUACAACAACAACAACAACAACCAAAAACAUUGGAAUACCUCGCCUUUGCAAGACCGUCAAAUCAAAAAAAAAAAUAAUAAAGAAAUCAAAUUCGUCUGUAACUUUACCUUACUCAACUUUAACCUAAAACUUGCAUUUACUUAUUAAAAAGGACCGUGGACCAUGCAAGCGACAAAUACUGACGAUGAAGCUCCUAAAGACCCGCGAAUAUGCCAGCCAGAUUUCCAACUGGAGUUCUCAGAAAAAGACUUCCAAGGACAUAGAGCACAUUCUGUGUUCGUUGGUGUUCAUGUGCCAGGAGGAGGCCGAAGACACUCACAUCGCAGACAAAAGAGGCAUCACAAAGAAAAUGGCGAAAAACUUCCAGACACUGAAGCAGAUAGGCCAAUUACACCACCAGCACAACGUGUCCAAUUUAUACUUGGAGAAGAUGUCGAUGAUGGCACACACGAGUCACAUCCUCUAUUCUCCGAAAUGGAGGAGCUCGUCAAGGAGGGUGACGAAAUUGAAUGGAAAGAAACGGCACGUUGGAUUAAAUUUGAAGAAGAUGUCGAAGAGGGUGGCAAUCGGUGGUCAAAGCCUCAUGUAGCCACACUAUCAUUGCACUCGCUAUUCGAGCUGCGAAGUCUCAUUAUGAACGGCACCAUUAUUCUAGAUAUGGAAGCAAGCAAUUUAGAAACUAUUGCUGAAUUAGUGUGUGAGAAUAUGGUCAAUGCUGGUACUUUGCCACCCCAGUCAAGAGAGAAAGUCAAAGAUGCCCUUCUGAGACGUCAUCGACAUCAGCAUGAAACUAAGAAUAAAUCAAAAAUGCCAAUUAUUCGAUCGUUGGCUGAAAUUGGGAAAAAUCAUUCAUCGUCAAAAAAAAAAAUUUAUAUGAAAAAAUAUAAAUUAGACCUCCAACAAGCCAAAACUGCAUCGCCACACACAUUGCAUCCAACAGCCUCAUCUUCGGGACUUAAUGCAGGACGAUUAUCGCCAGGUCCACAAACUUAUGGCCCAAAUAGAGAUCAACGAGGUUGUUAUCUGGCGGUUCCAUCAGAUGACAUGAUCAAGAGUCCAAGCAGUCAAUCAAUGACAAGAAAUAUAAGCUCCAAUGAACUCAGUGACCAUCGUGGUAACACACAUUUUAUGAGGAAAAUACCGCCAGGAGCUGAGGCUAGUAACAUUCUAGUGGGCGAAGUUGAUUUUCUUGAAAAAAUCUUGUCAGGAUUUAUAAGAUUACAUUCGGCAGCCGUAAUGGGCGAUUUGACAGAAGUUCCAGUUCCAACAAGAUUUCUCUUCAUAUUACUCGGUCCACCGGGCAGCAAUAGUAAUUUCCAUGAAAUUGGUCGUGCCAUGGCAACCCUCAUGUCUGAUGAAAUAUUUCACGAAGUCGCAUACAGAGCACGCAAACGUGAUCAUCUAUUAGCUGGCAUAGAUGAAUUUCUCGACGCUGUUACAGUAUUACCACCCGGUGAAUGGGAUCCAACUAUACGUAUUGAACCACCUGCAGCAAUACCAUCACAAGAAGUACGAAAACGUCCGCCCGAAGCUCACAAAGAAGAAGUGGACGAAGAAGAGGAAGAACAACGUUUGCGUGAGGAAUCGGGUUUAUCCCGAACGGGACGGCUAUUUGGUGGUCUAAUAAAUGAUUUCAAAAGAAAAGCACCUUGGUAUUGGUCAGAUUUUACAGAUGCUCUGUCACUACAGUGCGUAGCAUCAUGGAUAUUUUUAUACUUUGCUUGUCUUUCACCGAUUAUAACUUUCGGUGGGUUGCUGGGUGAAGCUACUGGAAAAAAUAUGGCUGCUAUGGAGUCAUUAGUAUCGGGUUUUGUAUGUGGAAUGGGCUAUGGAUUUUUCUCGGGGCAACCGUUAACGAUAUUGGGAUCGACUGGUCCGGUAUUGGUUUUCGAAACGAUAGUUUAUGAUUUUUGUCAGAAUCAAGGAUGGGAUUAUAUGACUUUUCGGUUUUGGAUUGGUACAUGGAUAACACUAAUAUUACUGAUAUUAGUUGCCAUUGAUGCAAGUGCCCUGGUUUGCUAUAUUACAAGAUUUACGGAAGAAAACUUUGCGACCCUAAUUGCAUUUAUUUUUAUCUACAAGGCUGUCGAAAACGUUUUGGCGAUUGGGAAAAAGUUCCCAAUUCAUCCAACGGUGCCGUAUGACUGUGUUUGCACCCCACCUUUGGGUAGCAAUUCGACAAUCUUGGAAUGGGCCAAAUAUGACAAAGGCCAGUGUCUGGUUCGUAGUGGAACUCUUCUCGGAAUGGAUUGUGAUCAAACUGAAACAGCAAACGUUUUUCUGAUGUCAGUCAUUCUAUUCUGUGGAACAUUCGUGGUAUCAGUGAUUUUGAAGGACUUCAAGAACGCUCUAUUCUUCCCAUCAAAUGUUCGUCAAUUCAUUAGUGAUUUCUCUGUUAUCAUUGCUAUCUUUUCGAUGUCCUUCUUGGAUGGUUUUAUGAAUAUUCCAACACCAAAGUUAGAAGUCCCUCAUGAAUUUAAGCCAACUUUACAUGAACGAGGCUGGGUUAUUCCACUGUUCACCGCGAAAAAUCCACUUUGGUCACCAAUAAUUGCUGUAUUCCCAGCAAUGUUGGGAACUAUUUUGAUAUUUAUGGAUCAACAGAUAACAGCUGUUAUUAUAAAUCGCAAAGAAAAUAAACUAAAAAAAGGUUGUGGCUAUCACUUGGAUCUAUUUAUCUUAGCUAUAUUGAUACAGAUUUGUAGUCUAAUGGGAUUACCAUGGUUUGUUGCUGCAACAGUUUUAAGUAUAAAUCAUGUCAAUUCAUUGAAAAAAGAAUCAGAAUGUGCUGCCCCAGGAGAGAAACCACAAUUUUUGGGUGUUCGAGAGCAACGUGUUACUCAUAUUUUGAUAUUUUUAAUGAUUGGUGGAUCGGUUCUCUUGACGCCACUAUUGUCUCACAUUCCUAUGCCAGUGUUGUUUGGAGUUUUUCUGUAUAUGGGUGUGGCAUCUUUGAAAGGACUGCAAUUUUUCGACAGGAUAUUAAUUAUGCUAAUGCCAGUGAAGUACCAACCGGAUUAUAUGUUUUUGCGGCAGGUUCCAAUCAAAAGGGUUCACAUAUUCACGCUCAUUCAAUUGGCAUGCCUUAUUGUAUUGUGGCUUAUAAAAUCAUUCCAUCAGACAUCAAUAUUAUUCCCAUUGAUGCUUGUUGUAAUGAUUGGAAUAAGAAAAUCAUUGGAUCUCUUAUUUACACGACGUGAACUUAAAAUACUUGAUGAUAUAAUGCCAGAAAUGACAAAACGUGCCGCUGUCGAUGAUGAUCUACAUCAAUUGGAGGAUGGAACAGCCGAGGAUAUUGGCCACCAUCAUACAAAUGAUGGCUACUCCUCACGAACAAGUAACGUCCACAUACCUCUAGCAAAUGGAUGUUUAAUGCAGGUUCCAAUUAAUAUAACGGAUGAUGUCAAUAGAACAACAAUUUGGAAUCAAGUUAAUAAAGAUACAAACAAAUUGAGCUAUGGUGACAAUGGGGAAAACCAAUUAAUUAUACCAGUUACAUUAAAAGUUCGCAAAAUAAAUGGAAAUAAUUAUCACUCCAAUGAUAACAAAUUGAAAGGUAGAAAUAGCUCGAGCCCACCCAAUUCCCAUCAUCAUCAACGUUUAUCAACAAUGAAUGAAGAAGAAGAAACCAAUACAAAAUCAAGUUGCAAUGAUCUAAACAUUGUUAAAUGCAUGAAAGUUGAAGCUAAAGGUUCGAUUUCGGUCCAAGAGCAGGAUACAAAAAAUCAAAUAAAAUCAAAAUCCAGUGAAAAUACUCAAUUGUAAAUUUAAAAAAUAAAAUAUUAAAAAAAAAACAAGAUUGCAAAAGGCAAAAUUAACAAAAAAAAUAACAAAAAGAUUAAAUUUGUGAAAAGAAGAAAACAAAUACUUAAAAAUUUUAUAUGAAAAAUUCAAAAAGUCCAAAUUUUUACAUUUAUGCAUCUAAGAAGAUUCCACACUGAAAGUCAUGUCAAUUCUACAAAAAUUAUAAUUCUUUUAUAAAGUUUAUGCGAUUAAAUUG